This is a messenger RNA of Oxyura jamaicensis (ruddy duck), 8817 nucleotides long. RefSeq names its product tenascin R (gene TNR). The transcript has 22 exons. Gene Ontology annotation, molecular function: protein binding. The coding region runs from base 355 to 4422 and encodes 1355 amino acids. NCBI's taxonomy places the organism in Eukaryota, Metazoa, Chordata, Aves, Anseriformes, Anatidae. The record is from RefSeq and is a predicted model, not a curated record.
CCCGCUAGGUGGCUGCGUGCUGGGAGGAGAGCCCGGAGCGGGGAGCGAGGGGAGAAGAGGGGCGAGCGAGGAAGAAAAAAAAAAAAAAAAAAAAAAAAAAAAAAAAAAAAAAAAACAAGCUGCUGAAAUUUAAGCAGGGGAGGGAGCGGCAGCCAGGCAGUGCCGGGGUCGCUCCGCUCCGCCGCAGCAGGCAGCGGGGCUGCCGGCGACAGGCCGAGCCCGGGGACCCCUCAGAAGCGGGGGCUCCCCAAAUCUCCACCCGACGGCGGCGGCAGGAGGAGCCGGCCCGGCCCGGUCCUCCCUCCACUUGGCUGACCAAGGCUGGCUUAGAAGGCUUUUCCCUCUCCCAGAAAAAUGGGGACUGACAUUGAAAACCCAGUGCUGAGGAAUGUGCUCCUCAGCUUCAACUUGCUGCUGCUGGGCACCGUCCUCAAGCCUUUUGAGUGCCGACUGGAGGUGACAACAGAGCCAGCCGAGCGGCCGGCUGUGGAUGAGGAGGGUGGUCUUGCCAACUGCAGUCCACCCAUUAAAGAGCAGCCCAUGGUCUUCCACCACAUCUACAACAUCAACAUCCCCCUGGACAGCUGCUGCUCCUCCAUGCUCAAGCCUUCGGCCGAGGAGGUGAGUUCAGAAGACGACAAGCUGGCGGAGUACACGGAGCAGACCUCCGACAGCGAGAGCCAGGUCACCUUCACCCACAAGAUAAACUUGCCCAAGCAGGCCUGCAAGUGCUCCACCUCCCUCCCGUCCCUGCAGGAGCUGCUGAGCAGGAUUGAGAUGCUGGAGAGGGAGGUCUCCAUGCUCCGCGACCAAUGCAACUCCAAUUGCUGCCAAGAAAAUGCAGCCACAGGGCGCCUGGAUUACACCCUGCCGUGCAGCGGCCACGGGAACUUCAGCCUGGAGUCGUGCCGCUGCGUCUGCAGCGAGGGCUGGGCCGGCAGCAACUGCUCAGAGCCCCGCUGCCCACGGGGCUGCUCCAGCCGUGGUGUCUGCCUGGAGGGCCAGUGCGUCUGCGACAACGACUACGGCGGUGAGGACUGCUCCCAGCUCCGCUGCCCCGCCGGCUGCGGCGCCCGCGGGCUCUGCGUGGAUGGCGAGUGUGUCUGCGAGGAGGGCUUCGCUGGGGAGGACUGCUCCCAGCCCCGCUGCCCCCGUGACUGCUCGGGCAAGGGCUACUGCACCAACGGCACCUGUGUGUGCGUGGAGGGCUACGCCGGAGAGGACUGCGGGUGGUUGCGGUGUCCCAAUGCCUGCAGCGGACGUGGCAUCUGCCAGGAUGGCAUCUGUGUCUGCGAGGAUGGUUACGGAGGGCAGGACUGCUCGGCAGUGGCUCCUCCUGAAAACCUGCGUGUGACGGGGAUUAGCGACAGCUCCAUCGAGCUGGCGUGGGACAGCCCCGGGGCAGCCACCGAGUACGUCGUCUCCUACCAGCCGGCGGGGCCGGGGGGCACCCAGCUCCAGCAGCGGGUGCCUGGGGACUGGAGCACCAUCACCAUCACAGAGCUGGAGCCAGGCGUCGCCUACAAUGUCAGCGUCUACGCGGUCAUCAGCGAUGUCUUGAGCAUCCCUGUUACCGCCAAGGUGACGACCAACCUGGCCACACCGCAGGGGCUGAAGUUCAAGACCAUCACGGAGACAACCGCGGAGGUGCAGUGGGAGCCUUUCUCCUUUCCCUUCGAUGGCUGGGAAAUCAGCUUCAUCCCCAAGAACAACGAGGGCGGUGUGAUUGCCCAGCUCCCCAGCACCGUCACCACCUUCAACCAGACAGGGCUGAAGCCGGGUGAGGAGUACACCGUCACCGUGGUGGCCCUCAAGGACCAAGCCAGGAGCCCCCCUGCCUCCGACAGCGUCUCCACCCUCAUCGACGGCCCGACGCAGAUCCUGGUGCGGGACGUCUCCGACACGGUGGCCUUCGUGGAGUGGACGCCCCCGCGUGCCCGGGUGGACGCCAUCCUGCUGAAGUACGGGCUGGCGGACGGGGAGGGCGGGAGGACCACCUUCCGCCUGCAGCCCCCCCUCAGCCAGUACUCCCUGCAGGCCCUGCGCCCCGGCGCCCACUACCACCUCGCCGUCAGCGCCCUCCGGGGCGCCAACGAGAGCCGGCCGGCCCUCGCCCAGUUCACCACAGAGAUUGAUGCCCCCAAGAACCUGCGGGUGGGCUCACGGACACCCACCAGCCUUGAGCUUGCCUGGGACAACAGCGAGGCGGAGGCACACAGCUACAGGGUGGUCUACAGCACCCUAGCUGGAGAGCACUACCACGAGGUCCUGGUGCCACGGGACACCGGCCCAACUACCCGGGCCACCCUCACAGACCUGGUGCCGGGGACAGAGUAUGGCAUUGGGAUUUCAGCCGUGAUGGACAGCCAGCAGAGUGUGCCAGCGACCAUGAACGCCAGAACCGAGCUUGACAGCCCCCGGGACCUCCUGGUGACGGCCUCCACAGAGACAUCCAUCUCACUGGCCUGGACCAAAGCCAUGGGUCCCAUCGACCACUACCGAGUCACCUUCACCCCUGCCUCAGGGAUGGCCUCCGAAGUGACGGUGUCCCCAGACAAGUCACAGCUCACCCUCUCGGAGCUGGAGCCCGGGACAGAGUACACUAUCACCAUCAUCGCUGAGAGGGGACGUCAGCAGAGCCUGGAGGCCACUGUGGAUGCUUUCACAGGGGUCCGGCCCAUCACACAGCUGUACUUCUCCCAGCUGACGUCCUCCAGCGUGAACAUCACGUGGAGUGACCCGUCCCCACCAGCAGACCGCCUGGUCCUCACCUACAGCCCCCGGGAUGAGGAGGCAGCGCAGCGGCUGGCGCUCGAUGGCACCCUCAAGCACGCCAGCCUGACGGGCUUGCGGCCGUCCACCGAGUACCUGGUGUCGCUGGUGGCCGUCCAUGGCGCGGUCAGCUCCGAGCCCGUAGUGGGCUCCAUCACGACAGGGAUGGAUGCACCGAAGGACCUUAGGGUGGGCAACAUCACCCAGGACUCCAUGAUCGUCUACUGGAGCCCUCCUGUUGCUGCUUUUGACCACUACAGAAUAUCCUACCGCGCCACUGAAGGGAGGACAGACAGCGCUGCCAUUGCUAGCGAUGCCACCGAGUACAGCCUCCACCGCCUGCAGCCCGCCACCAAGUACGAGAUUGGGGUGAAGAGCGUGCGGGGCCGAGAGGAAAGCGAGGUGGCCUCCAUCACCACGUACACAGCCAUGGAUGCCCCCUUGGGUGUCACAGCCACCAACAUCACCCCCACGGAGGCGCUGCUGCAGUGGAACCCGCCGCUGAUGGACGUGGAGAGCUACGUCCUUGUGCUCACCCGCCAUGCAGUUGCAGGAGAAACAAUUCUUGUGGAUGGGACCAACCAGGAGUACCAGCUGACCAACCUUCUGCCCAGCACCACCUACACGGUCGUUAUGUACGCCACCAACGGGCCCCUCACCAGCCAGACCAUCAGCACCAACUUCACAACUCUUUUGGAUCCUCCGAGCAAUCUGACUGCAAGUGAAGUCACUCGGCGGAGUGCCCUCCUCUCCUGGUUGCCUCCCGUGGGAGAGAUUGAGAACUACGUCAUGACCUACAGAUCGACCGACGGAAGCCGCAAGGAGCUGAUUGUGGAUGCCGAGGACACAUGGAUCCGCCUGGAGGGGCUUUCUGAGACCACAGAGUACACCGUGCGCCUGCAAGCUGCCCAAAAUGCCAUGCGGAGCAGCUUCAUCUCCACUACCUUCACCACAGGUGGCCGCAUCUUUGCCAACCCUCAGGACUGCGCCCAGCACCUGAUGAAUGGAGACACGCUGAGUGGAGUCUACACCAUCUCCAUCAACGGGGACCUCGGCCAGCGGGUGCAGGUGUACUGCGACAUGACCACGGACGGGGGCGGCUGGAUUGUUUUCCAGAGGCGGCAGAACGGGCUGACCGAUUUCUUCCGGAAAUGGGCAGAUUACCGUGUCGGCUUCGGCAACCUGGAGGAUGAGUUUUGGCUGGGCCUGGACAACAUACACAAGAUCACAUCCCAGGGGCGCUACGAGCUGCGAAUAGACAUGAGGGAUGGUCAGGACGCGGCGUACGCCUACUACGAUAAGUUCUCCAUCGGCGACUCCCGGAGCCUCUACAAGCUCCGAAUAGGAGACUACAAUGGCACUUCUGGGGACUCCCUCACCUACCACCAGGGCCGCCCCUUUUCCACCAAGGACAGGGACAACGACGUGGCUGUGACCAACUGUGCCAUGUCCUACAAGGGGGCCUGGUGGUACAAGAACUGCCAUCGGACCAACCUCAACGGCAAGUACGGAGAGGCCCGGCACAGCCAGGGAAUUAACUGGUACCAUUGGAAAGGCCACGAGUUCUCCAUCCCCUUCGUGGAAAUGAAGAUGCGACCUUACAACCACCGUAACAUCUCUGGGAGGAAGCGACGGUCCCUACAGCUCUGAGCCAGCCAACCCCCACUCCCACCACCUGACCUUUUCUGUCAUUUGUUUGUAUUUUAUAAUAUGAAAAGGGGGAAAAAUACUGCUCCUCUGAGAUAGCAACCUGACCCUCACGAGUCCUGGAGGGAGCCACAGCACAAGCAAGGGCUGUGGGAGAGGAAAGACCUCACUGCUUUGCAUCUGUCCCAGAGAAAUGCCAAAUUUCCAGUCUCCUUACCCCUUACUCUGGCCCUUAACAUGAAAGGAAGGAGACCAACAGAUUUUUGAUAUUUUUGUUAAAAGACUUAGAGAACCCCAGCAAUACCCCGUCAGAUGCUUUUGCCACAGGGCUCAUGGCAGAACACUUCCCCACAGGGACCUUGGUGCAGCCAUGUCCACCCCAGAGGUGGCCAGGGCCACCCCGCCAGCUCUGCGCUACCCCACAGGCACCAGCUCCCCCAGCAGGCAGGGGGUCACCUCUCCCCCGGCAUCCUGUCCUGAGCUUUGGUUAUUGCAGGGGUCACCAGGAGGGCCUGGAAAAGGUCUGCAUACAUAGGCAAGCCACAGAGAGCCCACAGCUUGUAUGCUGGGAGGAAAAAAAAAGAAAAAAAGAAAAAAAAAAAAGAUUCUUGCAAUCUGGCAGUCUCGUUAGGGCCCGUUCCCUCUGCUGUCUCUGUAUGCCACGGUGUUGUCACUCACAGAGGUCACUGGGUGCAAACCAAAGGGCCGCAGAGAAGGACCACCAACCAAAAAACUACCACACAACCCCAGCCCAGCCCAGGUGCCGUGUCCAGGGGCCUCCAGCAAGCGGGGAAUGAUGCCAGCAGCUGAAGGAGGAUAAAUGCAAGCUGGGAAAUGCCCAGUCCCUUCCCUCUCCUACACCAUCCCUCUUUGCUGCCAUCACAAGAGGGACCCAAAUAGUGCCUUGGUAUCACCAUCUUUCUAAUGGGAGAUCAGCCCUUUCCCCUCCUUGAAGGAAGGCUUGGUCCGUUCAGACUUUGGAGCACUUGGAGACCUAUGAAAGGACAGACGUGUUCACCCUUCCCAUCCUUAAUUUCUCUCAUCUUAAGGAAGACACACACUUCAGGUAGCCUUGGUUGUGCUCUGCUGUCAUCGACACCACCUUCACAUAGCCCAAGUGUCCCCCACUCUGGAUCCACGCCUCCGCAGAGGGCUGUGGUCAAUGCUGUGCAUUGUCCCUCGGAGAAGGGACUCGUCCACACGUCCGAGGACAAUACAGCUCAUCACUGGAUUCACAGCCGGGGGAGCAUUACAAAAGCUAAACACUGCUUUUUGAUUUGAUCACACUGAAGCUGCUUUGUCUCAAGAAACAUCUUCCAGAUGGGAACAUAAAGGCAUCUUUGCAGUAGCUUAUAAUUCAGGCCAGUGUCUCUUUCAUGGUCAUGCUCCUUGGUUUGCUGACGUUACUCACCGCUGGUGUGGAGCUGAAGAAAGGCCUCCAGUAGGAAUCGCAGCCUCUUUGUGCAUCGACACAUGACCUCAGCCAAGGCCCAGGUCGGGAUCAGACACAGGGUCUGGAGCUUCAGCCGGUCAGCUUACAACCUGCCAUCUGACCACGGGGAGGAUGCUGCAGCUCACACAGAAAUGAGGCAUCUCUUCUUCCUUCCCAUCAGCAUUAUUCAGGCACCAGGUGGGGCAGCCAGCUGAGCAAGAGGAUAGGAUCUGCCGCAGGACACAGGCAGUGUCACUGAUGGCAGUAUCCCACGCCUCCUGAGCAGCCCACCCCAUUUCAGGAGCCAAAAAGCCAACAGCUGGCAGCAGGUAGAGCUGAUUAAAGGUGAAGAAGCCUCCUACUUGACCAGCACAGUAACAUUAUUCCCCACCACCAAACUUUGGUAGGUAAAAAGUGCCCUAACAAAAGCACUGCAGUGUGGUGGCUAUAACCAAGAGCAGAGACUUACAGAGGAUGGCAUUCGUCUCCUGUCUCGGUCGGUGCUGUUUGCUGAUGCACCCAGGUGAAAUGAAGAGACGUCAGUGGGAAAUCGGGAACGCGGCAUUUGCUAUCAGUGGGAAGGCAAGGAACCUCUGUUUUCAUAAGCACAAAACAAAGAGAAAAUCAAAACAUGCCUUGAUUUUCCAGGAGGCUCAAAAGAAGAUUCUCAAAGAGGCUGAUUAUUCUUUGAGCAGGUUUCCUGACAUGUGUCCCUCCCUCCCUGCUUACAUCUGUCAUCCCUCUUAAAAGUCCUGUGGCUGGGAUGAGAGAGCCCGGCUGACACCACGCCGGAUCUGACAGACGCCCUUGGAGAUAAUAUUCAACCUUCCAGUGCUAUUGUAAACCAAACAGGUUCUUUCAGAACAACAAAGGGGCCCUCACCAUUGAGAAACCCUGGCUCCUCCCUGGUUCUUCGUCUGCUCUUGCCUGCUUGGCUUCUCUCCACUGCCAUCCUGAUGGUUCAGGUACCCUUUGCCCGGGUGCUGCUGUCGUUGCAUCCCUUGUCUCACACAUGGCAGCAGGGUGCUGCCUUUCCAUUAGUUUGGUGAAGCAACACUGAAGUUGUUAAAAUCUUUGGAAAGGAAAUAUAUUUACAAGUUGCAGUUUUGUUCUCCUGGUGACAACCUAACCCAAGACCAGGCAAAUGAUCAGCAGUGAUGACCAGAUCCUCUGGGCCGUUGCCCCUCAUUCACUUUGUUCACAGACAAGAUGCAGUUUUUCAGAAAUUUAUUUUUCAUCAUCUCACAAUGAUAUAUAUAUAUAUAUAUUUUUGGACAAAGCUCCUGCCUGUGGCUUCAAGCAAACUUGUGCUUAAUGGUGAUGUUACAGAGUGGCCGGGUGACUAAGUACAGGCUCUCUGUAUCCUCCAUCACCCAGAAAAGGGCAAGCCCUUUUUUCGGAAUUCAUUCUCCAACUACAGCAACUUUGGCCCUGUCCCUCAUCAGGGUGGCUCAGGCCUGACAUCCCCAGGAAUGAAGGCUGGGUCCCGCACACUGUUCAUCUCAGAGAACAUCUCUCCAGCCCGUGGCCCAUCGCUGGGCUCUGCCCAACCAGUUUGUAUGGCCCAGGCUUGUCCCAGACCCCAGAACAAACCUGAAGCUCCUCCCCAACCCACACCGGUCCUGCAGAGCCAUCUCAGGUCCAUCACCCAGCAGAAGACCCACAGGAACUCCCAGCCUUGCAAAGCCACGUCUCACUUCUAACCCCGAAACCCCAGAAGGAAACACCAAGGAGCUUUCUCAUCUCUUGCCCAAUGUUUUUUCCCUCCAUUUCCAUCCCAGCUGACCUGAAGCUCAUCUUUCAACCAUGCACUGCUUUAAAACAUAACCAAAGAAAAAGAGGCCUGAAAGGAAAAGCUGCUUUCAGUAAAGUGAUCCUCAAGACAGUCUUCAGAGAUGGAUAACUUAGCGAAGAGGCCUCCCUGAAAAUACCUGGGCUUUGGCAGAAGGAUGCUGGAGGAGUGUCAGCACCGCACAAAGACUGGGGAGAAGCCUUUGCCUCUGCUCCUUCUCUUUGUGUUCCUUCACCGUGGGCAUUUCAAGGUGCAGCACGAGCCUAAAUGUACUCUCACCUCCUUCCCAAAGGGAUAUUUACCCCACGUGAAGCAGAGCUUAGGGCACCCUGACGGAUUCAGCAGGAGCCAAAGCUCCCACCCCUGGGGUGGCCGCACACCCCCAGCAGUGCCCGUGAGCCUUGACCCUCUCAGACACUGCCAGCAAAGAGUUCUCAUCCCCCCAAAAAACUUUAAUCCAUGCUUACACCCAUUGACCAAAGGUUCUGUCCUGGGGCCAAGCCCAGCCCCGCCAAGCCUCCCACGCACAGGUUGCACCCCCCAGGGCCCCCCCCCCCCCCCCCCCCCCCCUCCAAUCCAGCUGGUGCCCGAGUGGGGACGGUGCCAUCUCCCUGCCCCUUGCAGGGGAGAGGUCUGAGGGUACGGGGGGAAGGCUCGUCCCUGGGGAAAUGCUGCCCUCCAGGCCCCCUCGGCGCCCAGCCUGGGGGUGCGAGCCCCAAGCUCCGCGGGUGCCAGCAGCUUCUCGGAAGGACGGCGGCACUAAGACAGAGCCAGCCCAACAGAAAGCAGUCCCCUGCGUGCAGCCACCACACUGCGCUUGUGCCGAUUGCUUCAAAAAUCCAAAACCAAUGAAUAAAUGAAAACAAACAUACGCAGAUAAGAAGGAAGAAUGGAGGCAACGAAAUCCCUUGGACAGAUUCUAAUGAACUAAAACACAGACCAGUGCAGCCAAAUGAGGGGGAAGAUGAAAGCAGAUAAAUGCAUAAAGAAAAUAAAUAAAUAAUAUAUUAAACAACCCUCCCCACCCCGUAAUGAAAACGUAGCUGGGAGAAUGGGAUCGACGCUUGUUAACCAUUGUUAACUAGUAUUUUUAGUCCUGACCGCUCUUAGGCUAUGUAUAGUUCCUUUUUUUAAUGCAUUUUCUAUACAUUAAUAAAAGAUACCGAAGGAGCGA